This is a messenger RNA of Didymodactylos carnosus, 2919 nucleotides long. NCBI's taxonomy places the organism in Eukaryota, Metazoa, Rotifera, Eurotatoria, Philodinida, Philodinidae. The record is from the annotation of a GenBank genome assembly.
AUGGCUGAAAUUGAAUCUACAUCGAAUCCAAUCGUGCAGAGAGAUACUAUUUUAGAACUUAUUCUUCAAAUCAAAGGUUUGUUAACUGAAGAAUACAGUUUGGGAUCCAUCCAGUAUCUGAGUAACCUUCUUAGCGAUUUAAACAGUCAGUUAGGCAAUAUUGACGAUGAUUCAUCUCUACUUGAUGUAUUAACCAGAAAAUCUAUCUUAGUUUCGCUGGAAGCAACCGAAAUAAAUAUAAUACGACAAAUUAUAGAAAAACUUGCACCAAAUUCAUCGCUAAUAACGACGAUUCUUGAGAUACUUCAAAAACAAUUAUUUAUCGACAUGGAAUUACAUUCCGACGCAAAUGAUCGAUACUUUGAAAUAGCUAUAGAAUACCUGGAUUCUCAUCCAAAUAUAGACUAUCUAAAUAAUCAAGAACAAUUUAAUGAUAAUGCUCGAUUUGUGUUCGAACUAUUUUUAAAACUCAUUAGUGCUCUAGCUUCACGAGCCCUUCAUAACAUAGCAACUCAGUCCUAUUCAAUGUUCGUAUCAGACUCAAAUGAAAACAGUUUUUUUGACGAUACUCAUCGAACACUGUUAAAUGCUGUCAUACCGUACAUUGAUAAUUACUUUUCAAGUUCAACAAUAGAACCGAAUAAAUCGUAUUUUGCAAUUCAGUAUGUUAUCAAAUUACUUCAAAAUUUAACCGAUAAAUCUAGUUUGGUACCGUAUUUUGUUGAAGCUAAUUAUCCACAAGCAAUAUUAAAGUGGAUAGCAUCAGAUGAUUUAGAUAAACAUAGUUAUGAAAUUUGGCUUCGGUUAAUAUCAUUAGUGUCCAACACAGCUCGGAAUCCUUUGGGUGCACAAGCGUUAAAUAGGCUAAAUGCUAUUAGCAUCUUAAAUGACUUUAAAUCAAAAUAUUCGUCAACAAUAACCAAAAAACACGAAGAUAUAUUAGCCCUAUACUAUAUGACUUACGCGUCAUUGUUAGACCCAGAGGAGUUAAAAAAUCAUGGUGAUGCCUCUAUGUACACUGUCAUUAAUUAUAUAAUUAAUAAGAUAAAUGAAGCGUUUAAUUCACCAAAGCUUAGAACUUCUCAAUGUCACGUUACAGAAUUUCUUACCGCAUUGUCAAAACUUGCCAUUAAUGACAAAUGUACUCAGUAUAUUCUAAACAGUGUUAAAGUUAAUAAUGAGAAUGCAUUUGACUUUUUUAUGAAAAAGUUUAUUGAAUACACUACGAUGAUUGUUGAAGAUAAAUCUAUUGUGGAUUUGUGGGAAUUAGUUUGUUCAACAUUAUUCAACAUAUUUUGGAGUUUUAGCUUUCAGAAGGACUGGCAGGAAAAACUAUCAGCAAAUGAAGACUUUGUUAAAAUAGUUAAAGAAGCUGCUUAUCAACCAAGUGUUAUUCGACUCGCCAGUAUGGCUAAACGAUUGGCCGUUAAGAUUGGUUUACACAAUACAUCGGCAUCUGUUGCCGAACCAGUUUCAAAUCGUAUUUCAGAAAUAAAAAAUGCAGCAAAAGGUAUUUUAUCUAAUCUCGAUACUGGUCUAGAUCUAUUAACACCUGAAAUUCCGCCUGAUGAAAAUGAUACGGAAAUGAGUGUGAUGGUAUCCUAUUCACAUUCUGAUGCAACAUUUUGUAAAAGACUCGUUUCAAGUUUAAAAGAUAAAAUAGAUGAUGUAUGGGUCGAUUAUGAAAAACUUGAAUCAAACGAUUGUUGGGAAGAUAUUGCAAAUGCCAUUACACAAGCAAAACUUAUUAUCAUGAUUGUAACAGAACAUUAUUGUGCAUCAAAAUCAUGUCGGCGAGAAGCAACUCACAUUGAUAGACGAAGCAAAAACAUAAUACCAAUAUACCUUUCCAGGUAUAAACCCGAGGAGUGGUUAGAUAUUCGAAUUGGGAAUGCUACAUAUGUAAGAUUUAACGAAGAUACAUAUGAUGAAUCACUUGGUAAACUAUUUGAAUUAAUUUUUAUUAAUGAACGACAGCUAUCUAUCGAUCCGACGAAAGAUAGAGUGAGUAACUUUUAUCCUGAAACGGAAGCAGUAUCAGAUGCACCAGAGCCAUUGACACCAAAUGUUCAAAUGAAAUUUCGGUUUCCAUCAGUAUCACCGCAUUUUUAUCAAAAAUCCAUCCAUGACUGGACAUCGGACGAUGUAAAACAAUGGUUUCUUCAUGAAAAACUGUCUCCAGCUCUGUGCGACUUAUAUUCUUUUUCGAAUGGUGAUGCAUUGUUGGCUUAUACAAAAUUAGUUUUAAGUGACAAGUCAAAACUGAGUCAAGAAUAUAAUACUUUAUCUAAACGUUUGAAUAGUGAUGCUUUUUACCUUGAUCAUUUUGCAAAAUUUAUUAGUGCAGCUGAAAAUUUAAUGAGUCAGUUUGACACGAGAACUAUCGAUACAUGGUCACAGGACGAUAUUCAACGUUGGUUUAUUGAGAAAAAUUUACCAGUGUACUUAUGUUCCAUGUAUAGAUUUUCAAAUGGGAAAGAAUUGUUAAUGUACGCUGAAAUGAAACAUGACCAAGAAUAUGAAAAAUUAAAAACGCGAGUAGAAGAGAAGUUCGGGAAAACGUUGUAUUUGGAUGAAUAUGCAAAGCUCAUGAGUGCAUUAGCUGAACUUACCGAAAAUGCUAAAAAUGAAAAAAUCAAAACGAAUGUGAUAUUCAACAAUAAUAAUUAUGUGAAAGAUGAUACAAUGUUUAUCAAAGUUACUGUCGAUUUUGCUGAUAUGCCAAAAAUGAUCGCACCCUACACUUUCAAUUUGAAUCUUAGACUGCCCCAUGCUAUUCAAGAACAAAUGAUCGAACAAGAAAUUAAACGGCGACAAAGAGCUAAUUCAGUCAUGGUUUCUGCUUCUGUUCGCAAUGAAUCUACUUGCAGUGAAUCAUUGACAUCCCAAGAAGCAGUUGAUGCUGAAUCAUACUUUUAG